UUGUUUGUCCGUACCCACACCGAGCCUGAAACACAUCUACACACACGCGGAGUCCACAAUCUCUGCCAGCCAGCCAACAAGCAAGAAAGCAAUGGGAGACGAUUGCUGAGGCAGCCACGGAGAGAUUCACAUUGAGACCGAGUAUGGCUGUUGACGCGGCGUCCAGCUUCAGUUUCUGCCGUGCCUCCCUGGACCACAAUGUGUCCUCGGAGGAGUUGAACUACCAGCUCCCUCGCCGGCCGGGGACAAGUCUCACCUGGCAUGACGGGCGAGGCCAGAAGAGCUCACACACGCGUGCUGUCAAACUGCUGCAGCAGCCGGGAACAGAGGGUAUACAGCUGCGUCCUGGUGAAGCCUUCACGGUGUACCACACCAGCCCCACGCUGUCCAGCCUCUCCAAACCGGUGGUGCUGUGGACCCAACAGGAUGUAUGCAAGUGGCUGAAGAAACACUGUCCACACAACUACCUCACCUACGUGGAAGCCUUCUCCCAUCACGCCAUCACAGGACGAGCAUUGCUGAGGUUGAACGGGGAGAAGCUAGAGAGGAUGGGCAUCGUCCAAGAGACACUGAGACAGGAGGUUCUACAGCAGGUGCUUCAGCUGCAGGUCAGAGAGGAGGUUCGUAACCUGCAGCUGCUCAGCAGAGCCUCCUUUGGAAACCUCUCUUAGCUCAUCCCCUCCUCCGUCCAUUUGGCAGCCCUGUCUCUCUGUCUCUCCUCCUCUGACACGACGCGAAUCUACGGGAGGACCUGCUCACUCCAGAUAUGUAACCGCAGAAUCGACUUUGAAAGGAGGGAGGAGAGGAGGGGAGGGGAGGGGAGGAAGGAAGAACGAAAAAAGAGGAGCAAAGAGGAGCCUAUAGACUACAAGCCAAAUGGACUGAAGGAGGAUUCCCAUUCAACAAUGCCAACUGGGUUUUAACGAAGAGCGACAGAGAGCAUGAGAGGGGGAGAUGGAAAAGGAGACCAAAGGAAAGAGGCCGAGACAAACAGACAAUGAAGUGCUGAAUACAAGUGCACACACUGUACCAUAAAGAUAAGACGUAUGGACAGACGUCAACAUUGUAGACAACUCACUUCGCCAGUUCUGUCGGCGCUUAAGUACAAGAGAUCGUCUCCCCUGGAUUCUUCAAUCAUUUUGGACACAGGGUUGGAAAUGAUUACUGCUCUGUCUGUGUGGUCCAUCAAAGUGGGUCCCAUAUGGAUCCAAAAGAAGUGGGACUUAGCUUUUGCGGGACAACUACUGAUUAUCACUGUGUCACACCCAGAUCAACACCACACUGUUCACAUAUUUUCCCCUCUGGAUUUUCAUUUAGGAAAUGUAUGUAUAUAUCGUUUUGAUAGAGCUAAUAAAUACAGUAUAAAGUACAGUAAGGAUACCAUUACACAUGUGCACCCCCUCCGGGAAGCAACAUAGCAUUAUUUUAAUGCUUUAUAAAGCUGUGUCAUGGCAAUUGUACCUGAGUCAAAAACAAACAGUAUACUGCAACGUUGUAGUGAAAUAUUAACUGCCUGUGAACCUUAAUAUAAUAAUAGUGACCAUAUACCUUCCAUAUUUUUUUAGAGAUCAUCCUAUAAUUGGACACUCUCAGAAUUUUAUCAAGCAAUACUCCGGUAAUGAUGUAGCUGGCCAGAAUGAAUGGAAAUUCUCGAACAGUAUGCCUACAUCCUUACAACUUUGUUGUGUUCAAAAUAUACAAUGUGUCCCACAUCCUGUCUCUUUGUAAUUGAAACAACAACUAGGGGGCUUACUGUAACCCUGGAGAAUUGAUGCUGUGCACUAACUGCCUAUUAUGUCUACUGUAUAUAAUGAAUCUCACAUUCUUGUGUACAUAUUAGAGACAGAGAGACCAGACCAGGCACUGACUAUUACUCUCACACUGUGAUGGCACACAAUGUAACUGUGCUUCUUACCAGAAACUAGAACAUGACAGAAUUAGGCACCAACACUGCAACACAACCAGGUAAAAUGUUGCAUUCCAAAUUUCAAGCCACACAUACUGUAAGUGCGUGGAAGUAGGUACAUGUGAAAAUUUGGUUGGUUAACCUGCAACUGAUGUGUCCCUUUGUUGGUCAGAUCGCAGGUGUUCAAAUGAGUUCUGGGUCCAUACGUGUUUAGAUAUCUGAACCGAAACAAAGAGCUCUAACCCUCUCUAUUUUCAAAUGAUGAGCGUCCAAGUGCCAAAUGUCCCAUUCACCUUUCACAAUUUGGAUGAUGCUAACACCUGCGAAAUUGUGAUUUAUCCAAAGGACCGGAACUAAUGCUGCUCGUUAUCACGCUCAUCCUGUUGUAUUAUGAAAGAUUUAUGGCACCAGAUUCCUUUGUCUGGCCGCUAGAGAUUACUGUUUAAGAAAUUGUAAAAAGGAGCCAGUCUGGUUAGAGGGGAAAAUAUUCUUCAAUACAGGCUACUCUCCUUGAAUGAUGAAACAAUUUGGCUGUGAAAUGGAAAAUACUGUUAAGCUAUGUUUUUAUUUUAUUUAGGAAAAUAAAUUAGAUCUGUACAGACACUUUGUCAGAUCAUGGCGGUGUUGUUGAUUUAAGAUAUGUUUAAGUAUAUGACGUAUUGAUAAGCUGUAUACUGAUAUUUAGAACAGGUAUGGAAAGUGAAGGAUUGUGUCUUUUAAAUAAAGUAUUGCAUUAUAAUGGUA
Messenger RNA from Esox lucius (northern pike), 2650 nucleotides. It is a transcript of the gene samd10b, whose product is annotated as sterile alpha motif domain containing 10b. The transcript has 5 exons. Lineage: Eukaryota; Metazoa; Chordata; Actinopteri; Esociformes; Esocidae. Bases 144 to 671 code for a protein of 175 amino acids. Gene Ontology annotation, molecular function: protein binding. Gene Ontology annotation, biological process: cell surface receptor protein tyrosine kinase signaling pathway. The record is from RefSeq and is a predicted model, not a curated record. Gene Ontology annotation, cellular component: cytoplasmic side of plasma membrane.